Molecule: messenger RNA, 2604 nt
Organism: Phyllostomus discolor (pale spear-nosed bat)
Lineage: Eukaryota; Metazoa; Chordata; Mammalia; Chiroptera; Phyllostomidae
Gene: GPATCH3
Product: G-patch domain containing 3
Exons: 8
Coding region: 503-2065 (520 amino acids)
Biological process (GO): positive regulation of DNA-templated transcription; negative regulation of type I interferon production; negative regulation of RIG-I signaling pathway
Molecular function (GO): nucleic acid binding
Source: RefSeq, a predicted model, not a curated record
UGAUUUGCGUAAGUCCACCAGUGUUUUGGAAGAAUAAAUGGGUGAACGACUGAAAAGUCUCUAAAGUAAGAAUUAAAAUUAGAUUGGGGAGAUUUCCCAAUGACUAAAAGUCUUGAAAACUGCACCUCUUGCAGGCUUCUAAUUUGAUCCUCAUAAGAGUUUAUGAAAGAGUUCUGUAACCCCAUUUCUCUGGAUCGAACUCGCAACCUGGGCAUGUGCCCUGACUGAAAGUCAUCCGGAAAAAUUUUAGUAUACGAGACCAAGCUCAACCAAGUAAGACACCAGGCCAGAGCUCAGGUGAGUUUUUCCAUCAUCGCUGGCUUCUCUUGGUAGGACGAUGACCCCCACAACUUCCCGGAGACCUCCCCAAUUACAGGUGCCAAUUCUACAGCCCCCCGCGGACCAAUCACGGACUACACACAAAGUGACACAGACUCUCUGCGUCGGUCGCUCGCGGUGUUCUCGAGAGAAUUGGUCCCAGCCAGUCAUGUGACAACCCAAGAUGGCGGUGCCCAGCGAGGGGGAGGAAGAAGCGGCAGUUUAUUUAAUUGUGAGUGGCAUCCCCCCGGAGUUGCGCUCGGCCCAGCUACGGAGCUACUUUAGCCAGUUCCGGGAACAGAGCGGCUGUGGCUUCCUUUGUUUCCAUUAUCGUCAUCGUCCUGAGCGGGCAGCUCCCCAGGCUACUCCCGACUCUGGCCUAACUCCUAUGGGCCAGAGUCUUGCCGGCACUUUAGACACCGAUGCCCACGAUUUCUCCACUCGGGACUCUGCUCCCGCCCAGCCCCGCACCUGCUGCUGCGUCAUCUCGGUACGGGGGGCGGCUCAAGCCCAGAGGCUGCUUCGCAUGUAUUCGGGCCGCCGGUGGCUGGAUUCUCAGGGGACUCCGUUGCCUGGUCGUUGUUUCAUCCGCAGACUUCGGCUACCUACGGAGACAUCAGGUUUAGGCUCCUUUCCCUUCAAGACCCGGAAGGAACUGCAGAGUCGGAAGGCUAAGAGUGAAGCCUUUACUCUUGGUGACCUGAAGCAACUGCCAGAGCUGAACCCACCAGUGCUGAUGCCCAAUGGGAAUGUGGGGACGCCCCUGCAUGUCUUUUUGGAGUUGAUCCGGGCCUGCCGCCUGCCCCCUCGGAUCAUCACCCAGCUGCAGCUCCAGUUCCCCAAGACAGGCUCCUCCAGGCGCUAUGGCAAUGUGCCUUUCAAGUAUGAGGACUCAGAGACUGUGGAGCAGGAAGAGCGUGUGUACACAGCUGAGGGUGAAGAAAUACCCCAGGGAACCUGCCUGACAGACAUACCAGCCGGCCUCUGUGGAGAGCCAGAGGAAGAAGGGGAAGAAGAGGAGGAAGAAGAGUCACACUCAGAUGAUGACGAUGAUCGGGGUGAGGAGUGGGAGCGGCAUGAAGCACUGCAUGAAGACGUGACCGGGCAAGAGCGUACCACUGAGCGGCUCUUUGAGGAGGAGAUCGAGCUCAAGUGGGAGAAGGGCGGCUCUGGUCUGGUGUUCUACACUGAUGCCCAGUUCUGGCAGCAGGAAGAAGGAGACUUUGAUGAACAGACAGCCGAUGACUGGGAUGUGGACAUGAGCGUGUACUACGACAGAGAUGGUGGAGACAAGGAUGCCCGAGAUGCUGUUCAAAUGCGUCUGGAACAAAGACUCCGAGCUGGCCAGGAGGACUGCUCCGUGAUGGAACACCAGGUGGGCACCUUUGAGCGCCACACCAAGGGCAUUGGACGGAAGGUGAUGGAGCGGCAGGGCUGGGCUGAGGGCCAGGGCCUGGGCAGCCGGUGCUCAGGGGUGCCUGAGGCCCUGGAUAAUGAUGGCCAGCACCCCAGAUGCAAGCGUGGAUUGGGGUACCAUGGAGAGAAGUUACAGCCAUUUGGGCAACCGAAGAGACCCCGUGGAACUGGUUUGGGGCUCAUCUCCACCAUCUACGAUGAGCCCCUACCCCAGGACCAAGGGGAGUUGCUGCUCCGCCGCCAGCCACCCACCAGCAUGAAGUUUCGGACAGACAUGACCUUUGUGAGGGGCCCCAGCUGUGCCUUCGACAGCUUCUCCAAGCCUGACUGACAGGUUCAGGGGCUUCCUUACUCAGGAUUACUCAUAAGUGCACAGUGGCAGCCCUCUGCCCCAGCCUUAUCUGCCUGGGAAGCGUGAAGAAAUCUCCCAUGAAAGCAAGAAGUCUGGGAGCAGCAAUCUGCGAGGCUCCCUCCGGGUGCUUUGUUAUGAACUUGCGUUCUGGCUCUCUACCUCAGGGGCAUUUUUACAAAAAGGCCCCUGUCCUCCCCUUUGAUACCAGGGCGUAAUUAGCCUCUCUUUGGUGGUCUAAUCCUCCUCCCUGUUUGGGCUUGCGGCUGUUGCCUCCCCCACUACCUUGAAAAGCUGGAUUGACUGAGGUUAUUUAUCAUCACAACUUUCCUUAGGGUGUGGUCACCGUGAAGGCCAGAAAGAGUGGAAAAAGGACCUGGAAAAGGUGGUUUGUGGUGCUCAGAAGAGACGGUCUUGGGGCGGGCUCUCCACUGCUUCUACCUCUGUCUAGGACUGACUAGGGGGAGAAUCCGCGGUAGGUGGCCCGCACCUGCGACCGAAAGGGUAAUAAAGAAGUAUGA